CCUCAGAGAGUCACAUGCUUGUCAACUCUACUCCCCAGGUUGGCAGCGUGCGGUGCUUUAGACUUCAGCCACUUGAAGCUCCUAACCAUCUUGUAGGAAUGGGACCACGUCCCUACAAGGGUGGUCGGAGUGAGCACCAUCCAUAUGACUAGGGAGUACGGCCCACGCUAGAUGCAACCCAACUACUUUGCCCCACUUGGUUACAGGCCCACGGGACUGGACCCGGCGAUAGGAUUGUAUAAAGUAAUCAAUAUAAACAUAUUAAAAAAGUUAUGUUUCGUCCAUGUGGGAGGGAUGGGAUUUCUUCUUCCUUAAACCAAAUCAAAACUUGUUCUUCUCAGUUAGUGUAAAAAUCAAUCUCAGAUGCUAUCCUACUCUCCACUCCUCAUCUCACUGCACAACAGACUCAGAGACACAAAAAAACCUCUUUUUCCCUCUCCACCAAGGAACCCACUCACCGGCGGCGGCGCAGUUGCAUCGUCCUCUAAGAUCAUGUAUCUAGGAUUAGAUACUGUACCAGUUCUUGUUGGUCCAGUGUCUUACUUGUUGCUAUCAAAACCAGCAAAAGGUGUUGAGAAGUCCUUCUCUCUUCUUUCCCUCAUUGGAAAUAUUCUUUCAGUCUACAAGGAGGUUGUGGCUGAACUAAAGGCUGCAGGUGCCACUUGGAUUCAGUUUGAUGAGCCCACCCUUGUGAAGGAUCUUGAUUCUCACCAAUUACAAGCAUUUACUCAUGCCUACUCAGAACUAGAGUCAUCUUUGUCUGGUUUGAAUGUUAUAAUUGAAUCAUAUUUUGCUGAUGUUCCUGCCGAGGCAUACAAAACACUUACCUCUCUAAAGGGUGUAGCUGGGUAUGGCUUUGACCUGGUCUGUGGAACAAAGAUCCUUGAUUUGAUCAAGAGUGGAUUUCCUUCUGGAAAAUACUUGUUUGCUGGAGUGGUAGAUGGGCGCAAUAUAUGGGCCAACGAUCUUGCAUCUUCCAUCAGUACCCUAGAGGCACUUGAGGGUAUUGUUGGAAAAGACAAGGUUGUUGUCUCUACAUCCUGCUCUCUUCUACACACUGCGGUUGAUCUUGUGAAUGAGACUAAGUUAGAUGCGGAGAUCAAGUCAUGGCUUGCAUUUGCUGCUCAAAAAGUAGUUGAAGUAAAUGCCCUGGCUAAGGUAUUGUCUGGACACAAGGAUGAGGCUUUCUUUGCUGCCAAUGCAGCAGCUCAAGCUUCAAGAAAAUCUUCAACUAGGGUAACAAAUGAGCAUGUUCAAAAAUCAGCUGCUGCUUUGAAGGGCUCUGACAACCGUCGAGCAACAAAUGUGAGUGUCAGGCUGGAUGCCCAGCAGAAAAAGUUGAGCCUUCCUGUUCUUCCAACUACCACAAUUGGAUCCUUCCCUCAGACCAUGGAUCUCAGAAGAGUCCGUCGUGAAUACAAGGCUAAAAAAGGAAUGAUAUGUUUGAGUACUUUGGAGAGCAAUUAUCUGGCUUUGCCUUCACUGUCAAUGGGUGGGUUCAGUCUUAUGGAUCUCGCUGUGUCAAGCCACCUAUCAUCUAUGGUGAUGUCAGUCGCCCCAAGGCCAUGACAGUCUUCUGGUCCUCAUUAGCUCAGAGUUUGACUAAGCGCCCAAUGAAAGGAAUGCUCACUGGUCCUGUAACGAUUUUGAAUUGGUCUUUCGUUAGAAAUGAUCAACCAAGGUCUGAGACCUGCUAUCAAAUUGCUUUGGCGAUUAAGGAUGAAGUUGAGGAUCUUGAAAAGGCUGGAAUUACUGUUAUCUAGAUUGAUGAGGCUGCUUUAAGAGAAGGUUUGCCUCUUAGGAAGUCCGAGCAGGCUUUCUAUCUUGAUUGGGCCGUUCACUCCUUCAGAAUCACCAACUGUGGUGUCCAAGAUACUACUCAGAUUCACACCCACAUGUGCUACUCAAAUUUCAAUGGCAUCAUCCACUCGAUAAUCAACAUGGAUGCUGAUGUGAUUACCAUCGAGAACUCAAGAUCUCAUGAGAAGCUUCUGUCUGUGUUUCGAGAGGGAGUGAAGUAUGGCGCUGGCAUUGGCCCUGGUGUGUAUGACAUCCACUCACCAAGGAUCCCAUCUGCAGAAGAAAUCGCUGACCGGAUCAAUAAGAUGCUUGCUGUCUUGGAGACUAACAUUCUGUGGGUCAACCCUGAUUGCGGACUCAAGACUCGCAAAUAUACUGAAGUGAAGCCUGCCCUUAGCAACAUGGUUGCUGCUGCCAAGCUUCUCCGCUCCCAGCUGGCCAGUGCUAAGUGAGCUCGUUUUCUGCCAUUGUCUGCUAUGGCUUUGCACUCCGGUAUAGGUUUUUCCAAGAUCCUCGUCAUAGCCGGAACAGGGUACACUACCACUGUUUUGUUCAAUAACCAUAAAUUAUCGGACUUGCUCGGAGAGAAGCUUUUCUCAGAAGCUAGAGAGAGAAACAAAAUCAGCAGAGUAAAGAGAGAGAGAGCUUCGAUCGACAAUGGUGUAUUGGGUUUGUAUUUCCUUUCUCAUUUGCAUUCUCUUUGUUUCAUCGUUGAAUGGAUACAUCUCUUAUGACGGAGUUUCUCAGGAAGUCCGGCGGUGCCGCCGUUAUCGACGGCGGACUCGCCACAGAGCUCGAACGCCAUGGCGCGGACCUCAACGAUCCUCUAUGGAGCGCCAAAUGCCUUCUCACUUCCCCUCACCUUAUUCGUGGGGUACUCUUUCUACCUUU
This is a messenger RNA of Cannabis sativa, 2691 nucleotides long. RefSeq names its product 5-methyltetrahydropteroyltriglutamate--homocysteine methyltransferase 1-like. Gene Ontology annotation, molecular function: zinc ion binding; 5-methyltetrahydropteroyltriglutamate-homocysteine S-methyltransferase activity. The record is from RefSeq and is a predicted model, not a curated record. Bases 364 to 1569 code for a protein of 401 amino acids. The transcript is spliced from 11 exons. NCBI's taxonomy places the organism in Eukaryota, Viridiplantae, Streptophyta, Magnoliopsida, Rosales, Cannabaceae.